Messenger RNA from Nestor notabilis (Kea), 2203 nucleotides. RefSeq names its product WD repeat domain 35 (gene WDR35). The record is from RefSeq and is a predicted model, not a curated record. Gene Ontology annotation, biological process: protein localization to cilium; intraciliary retrograde transport; non-motile cilium assembly. The transcript has 15 exons. Lineage: Eukaryota; Metazoa; Chordata; Aves; Psittaciformes; Psittacidae. The annotation marks the transcript as partial. Gene Ontology annotation, cellular component: intraciliary transport particle A; non-motile cilium. Gene Ontology annotation, molecular function: protein binding.
GAUUUAUCAUGUUGAUGAUACCCCUUCAGGACCUGCAGGUGGACACCUUGAUUACAGCAGAGCUAUUGAAGGAACAAGAGAUCCAAUUUGUGCAAUAACAGCAUCUGAUAAGAUGCUGCUUGUGGGAAGAGAGUCCGGCACUCUUCAGAGAUACAGUCUUCCCAAUGUUGGUAUAGUACAGAAGUUUACCCUGAACUGUCAUGCGUAUCAGCUGUCUUUGAACUGUAACUCCAGUCGUGUUGCUGUCAUAGACCUUUCAGGUGUUUUGACUUUCUUUGACUUGGAUACAAAGGUAGUAACCAGUACAGGACAGCAAAUGAUAGGUGAGCAGCUGCAACUGGAACGCAAAGAUGUCUGGGAUAUGAAAUGGGCCAAAGAUAACCCAGAUCUGUUUGCAAUGAUGGAGAAAACAAGAAUGUAUGUUUUCAGAAACUUGGAUCCAGAGGAACCUAUACAAACUUCUGGAUAUAUUUGCAACUUUGAAGACUUAGAAAUCAAAUCUGUUCUUCUCGAUGAAAUAUUAAAGAAUCCUGAACAUCCUAACAAAGAUUACAUCAUCAAUUUUGAGAUUCGAUCAUUACGAGACAGUCGAGCGUUGAUUGAAAAAGUUGGUAUCAAGGAAUCUUCCCAAUUCAUAGAAGACAAUCCACAUCCCAGACUUUGGCGUCUCCUGGCUGAAGCUGCUCUUCAGAAGCUGGAUCUGCAGACUGCUGAACAAGCUUUUGUACGCUGCAGAGAUUAUCAAGGUAUUAAAUUUGUGAAGCGUCUAGGCAACCUGCAGAGCGAGUCAAUGAAGCAAGCAGAAGUGGCAGCCUAUUUUAGCAGAUUUGAAGAAGCUGAAAGAAUGUAUCUGGAUAUGGACAGAAGAGAUCUUGCCAUUGGACUGCGGAUAAAACUGGGAGAUUGGUUCCGAGUAUUGCAGCUGUUGAAAACUGGCUCAGGUGAUUCAGAUGAUGCCCUUCUUGAACAAGCACACAAUGCUAUUGGAGAUUACUUUGCAGACCGUCAGAAGUGGUUAAAUGCUGUACAGUAUUAUGUACAAGGACAAAACCAGGAACGUUUAGCUGAAUGUUACUACAUGCUAGAGGACUACCAAGGACUGGAAAAUCUAGCUAACUCACUUCCAGAGAAUAAUAAAUUACUCCCUGAUAUAGCUUAUAUGUUUGUAAGAGUGGGGAUGUGUGAACAAGCUGUGUCAGCCUUUCUGAAAUGUAAUCGACCAAAGGAUGCGGUUGAUACCUGUGUACAUCUCAACCAGUGGGAUAAAGCUGUGGAGCUGGCUAAAAAUCACAACAUGAAAGAGAUUGGAUCCUUGUUAGCCAGAUAUGCAAGUCAUUUACUGGAAAAGAAUAAAAUCUUUGAUGCCAUAGAACUCUAUCGUAAAGCAAAUUAUUUCUUAGAAGCUGCUAAGCUCAUGUUCAAGAUUGCAGAUGAAGAGUCAAAGAAAAGGACAAAGCCUUUGCGAGUUAAAAAGCUUUAUGUAUUAUCAGCCUUACUUAUAGAACAGUGUCAUGAACAAAUACAAAAUGCACAAAGGGGAAAAGUUAAAGGAAAAAGUUCAGAGACUGUUUCAGCUCUGGCUGGUUUGCUAGAAGAAGAUGUUCUUUCUUCAACUAAUCACUUUGCAGACAAUGCUUGGCGAGGAGCUGAAGCUUACCAUUUUUUCAUACUAGCACAAAGACAGCUCUAUAAAGGUUCUGUAGAAGCAGCACUUAAAACAGCUCUUCAUUUGCGAGAUUAUGAAGACAUUAUCCCUGCAGUUGAAAUCUAUUCUCUUCUGGCACUCUGUGCAUGUGCAAAUAGAGCAUUUGAUACUUGUUCAAAAGCCUUUGUUAAACUAGAAUCAUUGGAAACUCUUAGGCCAGAGCAGAGACAACAGUAUGAAGACCUUGCUCUAGAGAUAUUCACAAGACAUAGUCCGAAGAGUAACAAAAAAUCUGACCUGGAUGACAUGCUUGAUAGCGUAGAUGGGAAACUUCCUCUAUGUGUUGCAACAGGAGACCCGAUCCUCGAGCAGCGGUUCUGGAUGUGCAGUGUAUGUAAGCACUGUAUGAAACCCAAAGAGGCAAGCAAUUAUAGCUUCUGUCCUCUGUGCCACAGCACAGUAUAGCAAAAGAUAAAGGACUGUUUAUCCUCGUAUCUGUUACAGAUCCUAAAAAUAGUCUCUAAAAUGUUACUGACUGAUGUACUAAUAUUUUGAAAU